Molecule: messenger RNA, 1453 nt
Organism: Trachymyrmex septentrionalis
Lineage: Eukaryota; Metazoa; Arthropoda; Insecta; Hymenoptera; Formicidae
Product: cytochrome P450 6j1-like
Exons: 5
Coding region: 69-1418 (449 amino acids)
Molecular function (GO): oxidoreductase activity, acting on paired donors, with incorporation or reduction of molecular oxygen; iron ion binding; monooxygenase activity
Source: RefSeq, a predicted model, not a curated record
GUUACAUUUUAUUGUCAUCUGCAAUUAGUAAAAAUUAUUCAUAAUAAUCGAUCAACGAUUGUUGGAUAAUGCAAUCCUUUGAAAUAUUAUGCGGCAUUACUGCCGUUGUUCUUGCUAUUUAUUAUUUCCUUACAUCCACUUUUGACUUUUGGAAGUCACGUGGCGUUUCUGGUCCUCGACCAAUACCGGGAAUGGGAAAUUUUAAAGAUGUUUUGUUUAAUAAAAAAUUUACGGGUGAUUAUGUAAAAGAAAUAUAUGAUACUUACAAAAAUGAACCAUUGAUUGGAAUAUUUAUGACGAAGACACCCAUUCUUAUUGUAAAAGAUCUAGAUUUAAUAAAGAAUAUUCUUAUCAAAGAUUUCUCCGACUUUGCUGACAGAGGAUAUCCCGAUCUCAAAAAGGUCGAACCAUUGUCGCAACAUCUUUUCGCUUUGGAGCCAAAGAGAUGGCGACCGUUGAGAAUGCGGUUAUCACCUGUUUUUACAUCCGGUAAACUAAAGGAGAUGUUUUCUUUAAUAUCAGAAUGUGCUGAUCACCUGAUCCUGUACAUGGAAAAGAUAGCGAGCAAGAAUGAACCAGUAGAAUGUCGCGAGUUGAUGGCCAAAUAUAUGACUGAUGUAAUCGGUACCUGUGCCUUCGGUAUCGAGAUGAACGCAUUGUCAAACGAGAACAGCGAAUUUCGCAAGAUGGGAAGGAAAAUAUUCAAUCCGACAUGGACAAAUGUGUUACGAUUAAGAUUGAAACAAUUUUGUCCGCAGCUGUACGAAAUGCUCGGUUAUAUCUUAUCGGAAACAGAAAUUACCAAAUUCUUCACACGAGUCAUCGUGGAGACCAUGAAUUAUAGAGAAAUGAAUAAUGUUACUAGGCAUGAUUUUAUUGAUAUCUUACUCGAAUUAAAGAAACAUCCAAAUAAAUUGGGUGAUGAUUUUGGUACGUACUUAUGUGAUCGUCUUAUAUACAUAUAUCCAGCAAACACUAACUUAAUGCAUACAGAAACCUUACGAAAAUAUCCGCCAGUGACAUUUCUUCUGAGACAAUCUAUGUCGAGUUAUACUUUUGAUGGUACCAAAGUUAGUAUACCGAAAAACCAAAAAGUAUGGAUUCCUAUCUACGCGAUUCAGCGAGAUUCAGAUAUUUAUCCAAAACCAGAUGUCUUUGAUCCAGAAAGAUUUUGUGAUGAUGCUGUGCAAAGUAGACAUCCGAUGACUUAUCUACCUUUCGGAGACGGGCCAAGAAAUUGUAUUGGUGCACGCUUCGGUGUUUACCAGACUAAAAUUGGGCUUAUAAAGGCAUUACGGAAUUACAAAUUCGAGACUUGCGAGAAAACUCCAAUACCGUACGUAAACAAUCCUAAAACAGCGUUAUUAUCACCGAAAGACGGAUUACACUUGAAAAUAAUUAAAAUUAACCGAACUUAAUUUAAGCUUCUAACUUUCCAUGAAAAGCAUUCGUA